Salvelinus fontinalis (brook trout) is the source of this 3746-nucleotide messenger RNA. Its product is annotated as sodium- and chloride-dependent GABA transporter 2-like. Bases 1 to 1857 code for a protein of 618 amino acids. The transcript is spliced from 14 exons. Gene Ontology annotation, biological process: sodium ion transmembrane transport. Lineage: Eukaryota; Metazoa; Chordata; Actinopteri; Salmoniformes; Salmonidae. Gene Ontology annotation, cellular component: membrane. The record is from RefSeq and is a predicted model, not a curated record.
AUGGAGAAGCAUAAUGAUCCCAAUUUGAGGUUCAAUAAGCUUUCCCAGCAGGAGAUGGGUCUGGUCCAGCCGGUCCCUGUGCCAAGCCCCCAGACCAGAGGACAGUGGUCCAGCAAGCUGGAGUUCCUCCUGGCUGUGGCCGGACAGAUCGUAGGCUUGGGGAAUGUAUGGAGGUUCCCAUAUCUGUGCUACAAAAAUGGAGGAGGGGUGUUCUUCAUCCCUUAUGUGCUCUUUCUGUUCACCUGUGGCAUUCCACUCUUUCUCCUGGAGACCUCCUUGGGCCAGUACACCACGCAGGGCAGUAUCACCUGCUGGAGGAAGAUCUGCCCCCUGUUUGAAGGACUGGGUUAUGGUAGUCAGGUGGUGGUUCUAUAUUCCAGCAUCUAUUACAUCAUCAUUCUAGCCUGGGCCUUCUUCUACCUCUUCUCCUCAUUCAGCUCUGAGCUCCCCUGGGCCAGUUGUAGAAACAGCUGGAACACAGCAACCUGCAUGGAGUUUGACAGAAGAGUAGUGGGACAUCUAAAUUGGACAGUAGCAGGAAAUGCAACAUCGCCAGUGAGAGAGUUCUGGGAGAGAAGAGUUUUGAAUCUCACAGACAGUCCAAACAAUCUAGGCAGUGUUCGCUGGGAGCUGGCUCUGUGUCUUCUACUGUCAUGGAUUCUCUGUUACUUCUGUGUCUGGAAAGGAGUGAAGUCUACUGGGAAGGUGGUCUACUUCACUGCCACCUUCCCCUAUCUGAUGCUGCUGGUGUUGCUGGUCCGUGGACUCACACUGCCGGGGGCAAUAGAUGGUAUCAAGUUCUACCUCUACCCAGACCCAGCCCGCCUCACAGACCCACAGGUGUGGAUGGAUGCUGGAACACAAAUCUUCUUUUCCUAUGCUAUCUGCCUCGGCUGUCUGGCUGCUCUUGGCAGCUACAACAAAUAUGACAACAACUGUUACAAGGACUGUGUGUACCUGUGCCUGUUGAACAGUGGAACCAGCUUUGUGGCCGGUUUUGCUAUCUUCUCUGUUCUGGGCUUCAUGGCUAAUGAACAAGGGACAGACAUCUCAACGGUGGCCGAAUCAGGUCCUGGCCUGGCAUUCAUCGCCUACCCUCGUGCCGUGGCCAUGAUGCCAUUACCCCAGCUUUGGGCCAUCUUAUUCUUCAUCAUGAUAAUCCUACUGGGGUUAGACAGUGAGUUUGUAGGUCUGGAGGCUUUGGUGACAGCCAUCUCAGACAUGAAUCCCUCCUUCUUCCUGGUUGGCCAUCGGCGUAAAAUCCUCCUCCUCAUCAUCAGUGUGGGUAGCUUCUUCAUCGGCCUGGUCAUGGUCACAGAGGGAGGCCUGUAUAUCUUCCAGUUGUUUGAUUACUAUGCCUGCAGUGGGAUGACUCUGCUUCUCUUCGCUAUACUACAGUCAGUGUGUAUCAGCUGGGUUUAUGGUGCAGACCGUCUGUACGAUAAUAUAGAGGACAUGAUCGGUUAUCGACCAUUACCCAUCAUUAAGUACUGCUUGAAGUAUGUCACUCCAGUCAUCUGCACUGCUACAUUUGUCUUCUCCUUGAUAAAGUUUACUCCGCUGAAGUUCAACAACACCUUUCAGUAUCCUUGGUGGGGUUUCGCCGUUGGCUGGUGGUUCACUCUCUCCUCCACCCUCAUGGUUCCUCUAUGGAUGGUGUACAUCGUGAGCGUCACUCCUGGUACACUGCGACAGAGACUGUCCAUCCUCACCACUCCGUCAGAGGAUCUCCCCAUGACCAAGGCCCAGAAGAAUUCCCUCCUGGCCAAGCAGUCAGAGCAAGACAGACCCCUGGGGGACAUGGAGACACCAGCCUGGGGCCACAACCUCCUAGACAUAGACACUGUCCCCCUGUAGAGACACUGACCCCCUCUCUCAACCACCAUCCCUAUAGGACUAGAGAUAAGCAGGUCCUGACAUAAACAAUGCAAAUACUUCCCAUUGUGUAACAGAGGCUUAUGUGACCCUUUGCUUGGUCUGAGUGGCUUAGAAAAGUAUAGUACAUAACAUAAUCCACCCCAUGCCUUUUUCUUGGGAGGGCGAUGUGGGCAAGUGUUUCCAAAACACACACUAUUUCCUGUAUGUAGCGCUGAUGAGACGUAGAAGCACUGGUUCUGGGAAGUCUUGGUGUGAAAUUUUUUAUUUUGUUCAUUCAUUCUGUUUGGCCCAGAAAACCCUACCUAGAAUUAUUAGAAUUACCGGUCAAUCUUGCUGUCACAUGUCAGAAUGCAGAGAAAGCAUCUGAAGUGAGAUAUUGCGUAAGGUCCGGCAAAAUGAACCAGGUCAUGGCAGAGUAACCAGGUCAUGGCAGACUUGGGUCUUGGCAGAGUGAUGGAUGAAUAGAUCAAACACGUUUCACAAAACAUGGUGGAAACAAAAACAUGACAUUCGUGCUAUUGGUCCCAGUUUGUUAACUGAGUCUGUAUAAACAAGUGAACAAACCAUUUUUUUUAAAGAUACAUUUUAUCUUUGAUUUGGGUGAGUUUAAUAAUCCGACAUUGUUUUGUUCUACUACUAUGUAAUUUCUUAAGACUUUGAAGUAUGACAUUUGUGAAAAUAUAUCGAUGGUAAAUUAUAAGGGAUUGUGUAGAUGCGGUUAGGGUGAUAAUAGUAUUUCAAGAUUUGGAUAUUUUAUUGUUGUUCUCGUGAUCAUUUUACACAAUUCAUCAGCUGCACAUGACGUACUCCACUAUAUUUGACAUUGUGGUUAAUUGAUUGGUUGUGUCACUCCACAUGUCAGGCUAUCAUCCUUAGUGCUUCAGCAAGUUGUAAUACUAGUUCUAACAGAGAUGUUAGACUCUGGUUCUAAACUCUGCUGAGUUUAAAGACUAGGGGCUCUAUUCAAUCUGUAAAGCUGAAGUGUUACAGAUUCUGUCAUAGAAAAGUCAAGGUAAUUUCAUAUUGGACCGACAUAUACAGAGUUUACGGUGUAUAUCUCCACUUAAGCGGGAACAUUGCCUUUAAAUCUCAAUCACACUGUAAAGAUAUAUUUCUGCGAUGCAGAUUGAAAAGAGCCCUGGGUCAUUCAGGGUUUCAGGGGAAGAAGUUGAAUGUAAAAUUCUGAAUUCAAACAAGAUAUCUCUCAGAAUCUCCAUUGAGAAUUUUAGUCCUGGGUUAGGCUUAAUCUGUGUCUGGGAAUCUGGCUCAUUAUCUCCUACCUUUUUAAUACUGAUUUGAAAUUUGACAGAGUAGCCAAUCCAGGGAGAUACUGACAAGACAUAAUGCCGAAGUCAUCUUAACUUAAACACGCUUUUGAAAGGGACCCUUGUUGCCCUGUUAUGGUAUUGCAUUACAGUAAAUAAAGAAGAACAGAACAACACUGAUAUUGUGUGCUCCUUGGAAUUCAAAUAUGAGGAAGCUUGGCAAGUUUGUUGUUGUGUGUAAGGUAAGAAAGAACGCCUAUUAAAAGUGUGCCAGUUAUCAGGUCGUACAACAUGCCUACAGUAUGUGGUACUAUGAGAUCUCUCAGUGUGACUGUGAUGAGUGACAAGUUGUACUUUGUCCUAUUGCCUUCUGCAUUCAUAUGUCCAAUGAUAAAAUAUGACAUUUGGACCCUUUUUGUAUUUGGCAUUUCAGGCCAGAAGGGAAGAGAGCUGAGAGCUUAGUGCCUGGGUAUAACAACCCUUAUUUCUGGUUGAAGAUAUUUUACAUUACCUCCACCGGAGAACUUAUACGUUCUGCAGUAAAAAAUAAUACACAAGUUACAACAGGAGAAAUAUGACUUGUAAAUGAAUAUAUCUCAUAAC